UUCCCAGUCAGGAUGAACUUUGAGAAGCUGAUCACGCUUGUUUCAAGUGCUUUGAUUAUUGGUAAGGUCACUUUUUAGAUUAUAAUUCCAUGUCUUAGUAUGUUUUAAGGCGCACUAACUGCAUUAGCGUCCUAAACCUUCGACUAUUCUGGAAUAAUCGGAAUAUUCCUUUAUUUUAGUGGAAGUGUUCACGAUCAAAGCCCCUACUUCUUGUAUGAAAACAUCUGCAAGAAGAAUUUUAUUAGAUGUAAAUAGGUACUCUUGAGAUGCUGGAUGCUAUUUGUUUUAAAAAAUCUUUUUGAUCAGCCGCGCCAUGGUUCUGGCAGCGACGUUUUUGAGCGACGCACGUCAACCGGAAGUGAGCCUUUUGCUCUUUUAAUAAGCCUUGACGCUACCGUAUUUAUAUUGCCAAGUGUCUUCAUUCUUAUAGAGACAAUCUGCCCAAACAUUUGUUCAAAAUCACGGCUCAAGAGUGCAAAACGUCCAUUUCCGGUUGACGUGCGUCGCUCAAAAACGUCGCUGCUUAAGCUCCCUAAUAGCUGGACUCUAGAGGUGUAUGUUCAGUCUGAUAAACCGUAAACCUGGAGCUUAUUAUUUGAAUGGAACAUAAAACUGUUUGUUGUAGUUUAUUAAUUAAGACUUAACAUAGUCUUACCACAAUAUUCUAACUUAAUGUGAUAUAGACUUUGAUAAAGAAGAAAGCAUUAAAUUUGAAAGCCACAAAUGAAAAUUCACUUAAUUUCAUAAUGGAGCUUAAUUACCAUUUAUUUUGUUUUAAACCUACAAUAGCCACUCAGUAUUGAGUGUUUGGGCAAAUGAUCCAGUUUGUUUCAAAUGUUUCUUGUCAUGUUUUCUGUAAAAUGAACCUUAGGCAGACACCUUUAAACAUUUUAAAAAAUGGACACCAGUAAAGGUCCCACAGCUCACUGUUGUACUUUGAAUGUGUACAAUGUGAAUGUGUAAUCCAGGAGGGAAUGUGGAUAUGAAGAAAAUGUGAAUUUCUAUCAGUUUAUCCCAGUAGGGAAGUACGUGUUCGUAGGGUGUAGAAAAAUAUGAUGUCACUGAGAAAUAUCCAAAUUCUUAAUAAUUAAAAUUUGGAGUGUACCCUUGUAGGGACCUGGUAACUAGGGUGUUCACUUCCUGUAUGAUAACCUCCAUUAAUGGUACAAUCGCAGGUAAAAUUAUUUCUGUAACAACAAAAAAGCAAAGGGGAUUAAAACUCGCUUCCAAUCAACUCACAAUUGAUGUCAGAAUGAGAAUAAAAAAAUAUUGAUGGCUUUCUCUGUCAUCCAGGGGUGAUUUUGUGAAUUAUGCAACAACAAUCUUGUACCUCCAUGACGUUAUAGUUUACAGCAGAAUUUGGGAGAAUUUUUAUGAUACGAUAAACAUACUACCAUCUUAAGGGCAGCAUGUGUAAUAUUUUUGGUUACUUUUGACCUCUGCAAAUUUAUUUAUACCAUAAUUUGGCAAAACGUCAUGUAUUAUAAUUGCACAGUGUCACUAGGUGGAGAUAAAUAAAAUAUUUCAACAAUUCUUUCAGAGUUCGUGGUGAGUGCAUGGUCAUUGUUAUAGACUUAGGAUUGAUUAAGGUUUUAGACCUAGCUUGUUUGUUUUGGGUAUUUUAAUGCUGAUCUUUAACCCUUUAAGUCCCAAUAGUGACCGACAGCAAAUUUCUCCUAAUAAUAUCUAUACAUUGUCAUGAGAUUAGGAUAUGAGAAUUAAUAAAAUGAUCACCUAAGAGAAAAUACUUUGAUCUUUUAUCAAUAAUAUGUAUUAUAUUAUUUCUCUUAACUAAUUCGUAAACGAAAUGUGUAGAGAUCAGUUGGGAGAAUUUGUAUGUGGAUAUUGGGGCUUAAAGGGUUAAUUUCUAUCUGUUUUUCACUUUUAGUUGUGUUGAGCCCCACAACAGUUGGAGGUAGGUCCUGGCCGGUACAAUUUUUACAUAAAACAAAUCACAAGACAAAGUUUUUAUGAUAUCUGCACUCUCCCUGACCUUGAUUGUUUUGGAUAUCACAAAAAUCAAAUCUAAUAAUAAUCUGUUUUAUCAUUAUUUCAUUUCUUUAAAGCACCACAAACACUGCCAUACAAUUGUAAAUGCUUUUGCCAACUUGCUCACAUUUUAAUUAAUAUUAUUUGCUGAUAGAUACGCCUAACUGCUGUACUCAGUUGAACAUUCCAUCAGAAUGUCAUUUUCUUUGUGGAGUUGGCAGUCAGCCAUUUUGGACAAUAGCAAGAUGGAAGUGUACCCACAAAUACUUCGCAAAAGUGGCAACAUGUAAAGUUAAUAAUAAAAUCAGUAAGUACUUACUGCAUGCCAGUAUUAUGAGCUGAUUGCUUUUCUUAGAGUACGCUGAAAUUUUUGUGUUGAUGCACUGAUCUGCAUUGUUCAUGUAAUUUUUUGCUCUAAGAUCAAUGCUCUAAGUUUUUAAAAAUAUUUUUAUCAGACUAUGUCAAGUUGUUUGGCCAAGAACUCACACAGUCGUAAGUACAAAUUUUAAGAUGAUAACUAUAAUCUAUGAUAUGUUGCUGUGAAAAGUAUAUAUGGUGUUUAUACAGUAAAACCCCACUACUAACUAAACCUGGAUUUUUCCAAAGCUAAACAAGUUGUUAUAUAAAUGGUAGGUAGCACAAGUAUAGACUAUUUAGGUUCUUAAAUAGGUUCUUAUUUUCUGAAGAAAAAAAUACAAUGUGGCUAAGAGGAUUUUAUGGUUCAGCUUAUUCCUCUUAUAAAAUCUGCAUACCAAAUAAGUGUAAAAAUGAACAUAAAAAGAAGAACUGUAUGUAAUUUGUAAUUGUAUCAGUAACAAUUUUAUUUGAUUUAAAUAUUGGUAUUACAUUGCAGUUGGAGUGAUAAGGCACUAUGUCUCCAAAGAGGAUUCUAAAUGACCUGAUCUAAUAUAAUUAUGCCCAAGUGUGCAGAAUUUUUCAUAGAUAAUAGAAAAUAAGAACCUAUUUCAAACAGGUUCUUGCAUUAUAGAGGGGGCUUUAACUGGCAAAUUUUAGCCUUAAUAACAGGUUCUUAAGACCCAUGUUCUUAGCCUUAUGGACAUUUUACUGUAACUGUUAUAGCUUGACAUUACAUGUGCAUUAAUUAAGUUAAUAUAAAAUUUAGGUCAAUACAAAUAAAUGAUAUUUAGUUAAUUUCUUUCCAGUACUACUUGCAAUGCGCAUAUACAUGAGGGUAAAAGAUAUUUAGAAUAGACAGACUCUUAUGUUAUGUUGAAGAAUGUAAUACCCUAUGACGAAAACUUAAUUUCGUGAGUUCUCAAAAGUAAUAAUUUUCCACAAAAGAAUCCUGCCCUACUCCUAUUUCCUCAUGAUUGAUAAGAAGGGAAAAGAAAGAAUUGAGAGAGAUUAAUCUGCUAUGCAUAUCACCAACUAAUGUAUGUGCAGUUUGAAUAACAGUUGUAAUAUAGCUACAAUAAAUAGUUUCUUAUAUUUAAGUUACUCAGUUAGUAUAUGUUCACCUAAUAUGUAAAGUAUGGCAGGAUUUUGUUCCAUGUCACAUGAUGUUCUCUGAUAAUAUUUGUUUCUAUGUGAAAAAGUCUUGGGUCGGUGGGGCGGGGGGGGGGAGGAGGAGGGUACUCCCAUAUAAAAGUGAUACUCAGUGUUUCGCUUUGGAUAAAUAAUUUGCAAAGUUUGGUCUCAAUUAGGGUGUUUGGGACAGAUAGUCACCAUAUUUUCCCAUUCAGGUAUUGUUUAGGGCUAAAAAUGCUGUGAUACUGACCAUGUAGAAAUCUCCUUUAGGAGUCAGUUUAAGUUUGAGCCACACCCACAUUGGUCUUCCUUAGGGGGUUUAAUUUUAAUUUUCAGAUGAACAUCCCCAUCACUUUUAUAUGGGAGUCCCCCUCCCCCCAGGGAAAAGCAGCACGUUUCUUUAACCACCCCAUAUUGUCUUGUGCAGCAUAAAGAGUGCCUUUGAUAAGCUAUCUGAUAGCCUGAAGGAAAAGUUGUCAGAUGCCAAGAAAUUUGUUCAAGCAACUGUCAGCGAACUGUUAAGUGUACCACAAGAUGUGCUCUCUUCUUUACAGGUACAUUUGCAUCUUGGCAAUAUUAAACUGUAAAAUGACAUUACUUUAUCAUUAGCAUACCAGAGAGUAGUAAAGAAGAUCAUUAUUGCUGUUGUAAAUUAACUUAAAUUAUGUGUCAAUUCCUAGUAUUAAGUAGCCUUCGCCACAGACAAAGCUAAACUCUGGUUAAGUCCAUCUGCAAAACAGCACCGAAAUCCUUGUUCUAGGCCCUCACCUGUGUGCUAGGAUUUGAGCAUGUGCAAUGGUUGGCCUGUUAAAGAAACUAUUGUCAAAUUGCCAACCUGGAUGAAAGGAAAUUUGAAAUGCACUUCUGGUAAUUCAUUGAGUUUGUCAGGGCCCCAGAACAUGGGUAUUGGUGCUGCUUCCAAGACGUUACUAACCAAGCUUAAACUACGUCUGCAUUAGGCAGGUCACAUAUCAAGAUGUCACCUAUAUUAUUUGUAUCAGUUUUGUUAAUAAAUAGAUUGAUUAUUUUCCUUGUUGUGUUUUAUCUGUUUCACAGGAUAGCUUAAGUGGCAUGACAAGCAGUCAGUUCAGUGGAAUAAUUGACCGCCUCACAAAGUUCACAUCACAAAAUUUAAAGAAGCUUAUUAUGCACAUGAACCUAGAUUCCUUUUUUGCCAAUGUGGAUAAACUUGCUGUAAGUAGAAAUUGUAGUUUUUGAUUUUGCUUCCUUAAACUGUCAGGUGUGGCCAUUCGUGUCUGUCAAUGUCAAUUUAAUAAAUUUUAAUAAAUUUGUAGAUUUUUAUUGUUGUAAUAAUACAAUUCUCUCUCAGUUAUUUUAGAUUAUCAUCAGAGUAUAAUAUAUUAUGCACAGUUUAGAUAUUUUUACUUUUAUAUUGUAUAGGUAAUUCCAAUUAUUCAAUUAUAAAUUGUGUCCCCAAAUUAGUAUGGGGUUGUUCCCAAGCUAUAUGGCUCCAACACAUUAAUAACGUUUUCUAUUCUAUUCUAUUCUAUUCUAAAACAAAUAGGAUGUAUAGAUAUCAAUAUCUCAUUUGACUUGUGUGGUACAAGUUUUUUACAAUCUCCUUUUACUUUGUUCUUUUUUUUUCAGAGCAAGAACUGGGAUCGUGAGCAGAUGGCAGCCUUCACCCAAGCUGCCUAUCGUAAAUUUGGCCGUAGUAUUGAUCAGUGGUCAGUCAAAGCACUGGAGAGUAUGAAACAGUUACUUGUUGGGCUUGAUGCGAAUGAACUGACAGAAUUGGCUGGAGAUGUCUUUGACCAAGGGUAAUUUUAACAGCUUGCCGUUAUGUGUUAGGCAAAAAUCUAACAAUCCAAGGAUUACAAGACCAGUAUCAACAAGUUGUGUGCCUGUUUUGUUGUUGAUGACCAUUUACUUGUUCUGACGUGCUAAAUUUCAUAUUAAUGUAUUGUCAAGUUUAUUAUUGUCUGUGAAAUAUGACACAAAGGGUCAAAUGAUUGUUUGACGGAAGAGAUUAAGGUUUCCAUUUCCUUUUAACCAAGUAGUUCUUUAGCUUAAUUAAAAAGAGGUAGAUGAACCCCAGAAAUAUUUUAUUGUGGGAUUAUAUGAAUGUUUGCAUUGUUGCGACUCCCGUUAAUUUUUACUGACAUUUAAUUUUUUAGAGUUAGUUAUCUUUGUAUGGCAAAUUUUGAUCGAGACCAGAAGAAUGCAUUGAUGAUUCCUGCUAAAAAGGUUUAUGGAGAUGUGGCUAAGUGGGAUGAGAAAAUACUGGGUGGCCUUUGCAAUCUUUUGGAGGCUCUACCCAUAAGGGACAUUUUAAAGCUGGCAUCUGAUGUUGUAAGUAUUCAGAGUUUUUACAAUAUGAUAUUGUACAUAAUGAUUUUGAGGAUGAACAAAACUGACUUACCGUUUUAAUUUCUUGGAAUGAUUGUGUUAUUUGGACUCAAACGAUGGUCGAAGCUGGAGUCGUCCUAUAAUGUCAGACAUCAAAACGUUUCAUUGCAAGUGAAAUUAUUUUGAAGCAAUUGUAUUGAGUCAUUGGAGAAUAACCGUGGUAAUAAUCAUCACUAUAUCCUCCCUAUAUUAGACUCCCUGUUCCUUUUGUGCCCAUAUCAAGAAGGGUCAAUAUUGAAUGUCGAAAUUGUUUUACUUUGACAGGUGAGCAAAGCCAUAGAUGUAGUGGUGAAAAAUGAUUUCUCCUUUUCUCAAGCCAAAGUAAUCAUAGCCAAGCUAAAAGAACAAUGGGGACAAAUCAAGAGCUGGAGUGUUCCUCAGUUACAGAAACUUGGAAAAUUACUGAAGGACUUAAAUGUGGAGGACUUAAAAUUCUUGUCAAAAGAGCAGUUCCAGGUGCAGGGUUUAUUUAAAUUUUCAUCCCCUAGGAUCUCUAUCAGGCAACAAUCUCUCAACUUGCUGUGAAUUACCAACUUUUUUUAAGUGAAGCUUGGAGAAAGAUAUCUUUGUCUGAUUUGUGUAUCAUACUUACAGGCUAUUAAAAGCGUUCUUGGCAAGGUGAAGUUAAAGGAAGGACAAUUGAGGGUGUUAGCAACGAAAGCAAAGGAAAUUAUUGGUUCCCCCGACAAGUGGACCAAAGAUGAUAUUAAGGAACUUGGAAAUAUUGUUGGUGGACUUCUGCCAUCUGAGCUUAAAGAGAUUGGAGAUCAAGUGAUCAAGGAUUCACUGCAGUUUUUGAAGGACGUUGAUUUUAAGAUUGACCAGGUAAAACGGGGCGGUUGGUCUGAUAUCACGCACUAUAGAAUUCAAGAAGACAUACGUAAUGAAAACAUUCAAAGAGAAACUGCAUGAUUGUGAUUAUUACACCACAGCUAUGGUAAUAAAAAUCAAAAUUAAGAAGUUGUUUUAAUGUAAAAAUUGCCUAACAAGUCAACGAGCCAAAAGGGUGGAAGCAGUUUUCUUAGAAAAUCUUCAAGAUUCCUUUGCCAAAUUCUUCUUGACCAACGCUUGUUAUGCGGGGUUAGUUUACUUCCGGAAGAGAAAUGUUAGAGAAAAUUUAUGAAUGUGUAUCUUUUUAAUCAGAUUCGAAGGAGACUUUUUCUUUAUGAAAAUCCUAGCUACCAGUUACUUCAUAUUAUUGCACCCCUUUGUAGAUAUGUCAGAUAUAAAAUGACUUGCCGGCUGGGUGUUUUAUCAUAUUAAAGGUAAUAACAUCAAAUUUUUGCGGGUCAAUUAGUAUGCCUCUUCCUCUACUGCUUUGUAAAUGAUUUUUUUUCGUGAUUGGACAUACGGUUCAUAUCUUUUGCUCUUUUGUUUAUUAGGCACAGGAAUUAGUGGAAAAACUGAAAAAGUCUGUAGACGUAAGUGACUGUCCUUACUAUGCUUAAAGACGCUCAUUACAUGAUGUUAACAUCCUUUGUAUUAUCUUCAUCAAAGCUUAUUUGAUGUCUGAUUUGACAUUUUCGCAAACGCAGCGUUGAGUUUACAGAAAAUCAGUGUGUGAUUUUAUUUGUGAUUUAAAGAUGUUCUCUGGCGACUCUUGAAAUCGAAGUUAAUCAGAUAUUUUAUUAUUUCCAUGUCCUUCCGCCCGAAAAAGAUCUUCUUCAAACCGUCCAGUUCACCAGAGGAUCACAAACAUAUCUUAUUCGUGUGUUCAAUUCACAGCUGUCCCAACUGAAGAAGGAAGAUGUGAUAGCACUUGGAAAAGCUAUUGACGGUUUCUUGUCUUCUGAUGUUGGAAAAAUGACUCAAGCGGUUGUAUUUGCCGCUUUUCCAGAAAUGAAGGUUGUUAAAGACGUUGCUAUGCCUGUUAUGCGACAAUUUAUAAAAAAGGUAACUGACUGAGCAUCCUGUCUAUAGCCUGCCUGCACGCAUCACGUUUCCUAUUAUUGCCUUUGGUUACUUUCUAGUUAUUAUUAGUUGUAAUUAUACAUUGAUAAUAUCUACUGGAGUCCACAUGUAUCAACGCAUACAACCAUUUCGUUGAAGUGAUUAAAUUACAAUUUGCCGCCACUGUAUUGCAGUAUGAGGAGGAUCCUACUGUUGGUAAAAGUAUUGCACAGCUUGGAGAAUUUGCUGUGGCUCUGAGUCGUGGCGAAAUUGAUGCUGAAAACGUGGAUAAUGUUAUCGCUAACCUGGAUAAACUGGGCCUGAUUCCCUGGGAUAAAACACAGGUACGUCGUACAUUCUUAAUAGAGACUUUAAGAUCCAACGACGCGACGGCGACAACAACGUCGUUUAAAAAGUGAAUUAAUUUUGCGUUCUUUCAGCCCUAAUAGUGAUUAUUCUUACUCACUUACUUUGUCAAUUGUAGGCGAACCGUCCUGAAGCUGAAUUUCAAGGGGCCAUAUUCAAGCUCAGAAAGAGGAAUAAAAUGUCGUCGUUGCUUGUUUACGUCCUCCAUAAAACGCGAAAUUAGGCAUUUUCAAGUCGUGGUCGUGCAAAAAGGGGAAAGAAAUGUACAAAAAAGUGUGAUGCACGUGCGAAGUUGUUGUUUUGCUAAUUAAAUCUAUUGUUUUUUUGACGUUCUCGUUGUCGUCGGCGUCGUUGGAUCUUCAAGUCCCUAAUAUUUAUCUACACGACUGUGUGAACGUUAGCCUCCUUCGAAGACGCUGGUUGAGGGUCAUCACGCAAUAUUCUUCCUAUUCCAGGCGUUAAGAUAGUAGGGAUGGCGCGAAAAGAAGUGAGCGAGCUGGAGAAAAACGGUAAGGGGGGUGAGGGGUUGGGGCGCUGGUAGGGAGAGGUUGAGUGAAUGCCGUUCACUUCUUUCUCUCUCUUCCUCUCUUCCACUUUUUUUCUAUAGAGAGUGACUCAAUUUUGUAAUAGAAAAAUUUUCUUGUUUUCCUGUUUUCAGGUCUUGACUCUCGCCAAAAAGAUCAGUGCAAAGUGGGGUGACUUCAAUGCUACUGAUGUAGAUGAAACCGACACUCCAAACUGGGGAUUUUUGAACAUGAAGAAACUCGGUCACAUUGUGUUAGGUAUUGCUAAAGAAGAGUUACGUGACCUACCCAUCCGGGGUAUUGAAGACGUUAUCGAUGUGCUGGGACGUGAAAAAGACUGGAACCGAGGACAGGUAUAUGAAAAAGUCUGUUUUCUAUGUGAUCUGUGAUCUGUGAGGGUCUGCGGCACUAUCAGCGAACGGUUUGCGUAGAAUGACCGGUCACAUCCGGGAAUUUAGCAGGCUAGAGCCGCAUUUGAGCUACGCUUUCUACUAAGACCAGAAUCCUUCAGGGUUUUGCUUUCUUAUGCAAAUUAGUGCUUUUAUUAUUUAAAGCUCACUGGGAUUUUUAAAUUUAAAUAUGAAAGGAAAAACGAAAAGAAUUCUGGUCGUAGUAAAAAGACGCCAUCGUGCAAAUGGCCUAUUCUCAAUGGGUACCACCGAAUAUAAAUAUCAAGAAACACCAAAUUCUAGAUCUUACCUUCGAUAUGCCAGCUCAUCGGUUUUCACUGGGUUUUUCGCGCCAAAAACCAACCAAAAACUCGCCAUUUUUGUAUGGAUUUUCACGUGCGUAGACUUUCAUGGAAAGAUUAAAACGAAAGGUUUGCUGAAAUCGUGACAUCUCUCGUCUGCCUUAAAAACCACCAAAGUCUUUUAAACCAAGGAAUACGAUAAAAAGCUGUUUUUUUUUUGUUUUCCUUUGAAUUUGACCUUAAACCGUGUGGGGUAGACAGCGCGAAGAAAGUUUCCAGAAAACGUCUUGGAAAGCCAACAAAAAUUUCUCCACGACUCGGCUGCCAUCUUUCUCAUUUUUAGAAACUAGUUUCCAGUACUUUUUUACCGUUUUGUUUUUUUUACAUCAUGUAUGCUUCAUUUAGAAGUGUCAUGGCUAAAAAAGGCAAAACACUCACCCCCACCCGGACGGGAAAUUUAACCUUUAACCGAUGGAGAUGAUGGAGAUGAUUACUCUCCCGGCCUUUGCGAUGCUGCCGACCACUGACAUAUCUAAUGGGGACCUUAAGCAAAGGCGUCUUUGAACAACGCACGUCGACCGGAAAUGAGGCUUUUCCGCUGUUAAUAUGCCUUGAUGCUACCAAAUUUGUAUUGCUAAGUGUCUCUACUCUUAUGGAGACGAUUUACCCGAAAGUUCAGGCGAAAACACUGCCCAAGAAUGAAGAAAGUCCACUUGCGGUUGAUGUGCUUCGCUCAAAAACCUGUCUGCUUAAGCUCCCUCAAAAAACCUUUUCAGAGUUCGGUAAAAAUGAAGUACCACACCGCAGGAAACUGCUGCUAGGUACCUCUUAAACGGAUGGAACUUAAUGGUUUUAUGCACAGACUCAAGAAGCCAUAUAAUAGGAUAGCUAUGCAUAAAGUUUGUAAGUCACCAAGAGUGACAAAUUGAUUUCACCUGUCUUAUUUCGUUGAUCUUAGAUUGUUAUGGUACUAAUGAGGCUGCGAGAGUACUGGGAAAUGGAGAACCUUGAUUUCUCCAAUUUCACCGAAAUCAAUAUCAAUUCUCUCGGGACCUUUUUACAAGGUCUUGCACAAGAUGAGCUGAAAAAGCUACCUGAGAAGAUCUUGCUGACUGCUAUCCGUCGGCUGGGAGAACAAACUGGAUUGCCGGAAGACAAACUCAAAGCCAGGGCUUAUUUGGCAGUGGAACUCUUCAAGGUAAAUUUAGACAGUUUCCCAAAUCAUGCUUACUUUUCGGCACACUGCCCACGGCCAACCACGGCCCACUUCGCCACUUUAGAACCGAGAAGGAAGCUGGACCGAGUUAACUUCGCAAAGGCUUCUGGGACUGUUACUAGGAACAAAAAAAAUGGGCAAUAAACGACUGACGCCUCCCCUGCAGUAACUUUCCCAGAAACAAUUGUGGAAUGGUUUCGGUUCCAGUUCCCUCAUGUUUCAACAGUGGCGUAUAGUAAUGACCAUCUAUAUUCUCCGUGUUUUUCAUUUACUGCUGUAUUAUAGAUAACUUUUAAGAAAAGGUUAUGUAAAUUAAUGAAGCGCUGUUUACCAAACAGAAAAUGUCUUGAUUAUUUCACUGAAGCUCAUUAUCACCAUAUUAAAUGUACGAAGAGCAGUUUGGAGAAUAUGCUUACUGUUUUCCCAGUAUAACAUUACUCUGUGUCUCCGAGUUGUAGCAUAAGACGAAGACUGGGACCGUGGUCUACUUUUUAGCAGUUUGUAUUGUAUGUGAUUUUACGAUACGUCAUAGAUAACAUUAUUGCUUUAGCCCCAGUUCUAAAACGGAUAGCCUUUCCUGAGUAGACGCGUAUUAGGGAAACCAAUAGAUCGUUUUCACAUGACGUCAUCCCGUGGGAAUUGAAGUCUUUUCACAUGUUACAACUUUCUUUUAUUCCAAGCAAUAGUCCAGUUUCGAAUCAAAAAUUACCGCUGAAUACAAGCAUUAACGACGCAUUCAUACAGGGUUAGGUAAAAUGUUCAGAAAUUCCGGCAAGUAAUUGUUCGAAAUUUGACUAAACACAAUAGACAUAGUAAUAAACAGGUCUUUUUCUCGUUGGAAUUUGUGAAUAUAUAACUUCAGAUUGAGGCUAAGCCUGUAAAAAAUAAGUUUUCACUUCUUUAAUUCAGCGGUCAUAGCGAACUCGAAACUGGACUAUUUGCAAAGCUGCUGACCACGUGACUGAAAACGAUCUAUUAUGUUAUCCUCUGGACAGAUAAUUUUUCAUAAAUACCAUUGUCCACCAAUAUCUUAGCCCUGAUUAAAGGUACUAACCCUAUCUUGGUGCGCAUGUUUAACUCUAGCGACAUUGCUAUUAUAAACUUUGAUCCUGUUUGCGGUUUAAUAAAGAAUGACCCUCCUUUCUGCUUUAGAAUCAAACUGGCGUUGAUGUCCUGGACUCCAAACACAUUGAGGAUCUUGGUUCUUUAGUGGCAGGACUGAGCAGAAAAACACUUCGUAAAAUAAGUAAAGAAGCAUUUGUUGACAACCUUUACAAUAUUGCUCGAGCCAAAGGUUAUGACAUGAAGAAGCUUAAAGAGAUAGCUAAGCUGGCAAAGCAACAUUUUGAUAAGAGGUUGGUAAAAUGAAUUGCCGCUUAGUGAUACUGAAUCGGGAGAAUCUGUAAUUGUUCAUUUAAUUGUGUUGUAAGGAACAAUGCUUCCAAGGUCAUGACUUAUUCCUACAGUUAGCUUUCCUGAUUACGACAAGUCGCUCUAUUCACUGUUAAUAGCUGAUAGAGUAAACAGGCCGGUUUCUCAUCGUAUAGUCUGCUUUAAAUAGUAGCCACAAGAGUUGGUUGAUAAUCGCUGAUGAAUAUUGUUUGAAAAAUUAUGGAUGCCUAACCCUUACCACAGGAGAGAGGUUUUUGAACAAUUUUCUGGAAAACACUAAUGUCAUGAGAACAUCUUGCCAACCUCAACUACGCUCAUUGUGGCGAAUUUUUGUCAGAAGGUUAUCUUAAGAACAAGAAUGCUUAUAGUUAAAGUCAAGAGAUCUAUUGUAAAAGUCUACUUUGUCUCUUUGUAGUGAUGUCGCCGAGUGGAUUGGUGACCAGUGGCGCGAUCUUGGCCCAGCUGCAUUGGGCCUGGAUCCGAGUGAUCUUGAACGUAUCAAUCUGGACUCUCUUGAAGAAAUGUUGGAUGAACUGGGCACAUUUAACUUCAGCAAAUCUCAAGCCCACGCUCUUAUUAAAGCAGCUAAGAAGAAGUGGGAACAAUCUGGUGAGAACUGGCUUAGUUUUCUUUUUUUUUUUUUUUUUCACUUUUUAAAGCUCUAUAAUCAACUACGUUAACACAUGCCCCGUAAAAUCCUAAUACUCCUUGUGCAGGUGAUUUUUUUUUGAGCUUUUUUCUUAAUUACCUGCAAUUUUUUACUGUUCUCUGAAGCUAAAGAAAAAAAUGGUAUUUGAAUCUUAAGAAGUAGUGUAUAUGUUGUGGUUCAAUUUUAUCCUUAGUUUAAAUUUUAUUUUUCUUUGUUUUAAACUCAUUAUCAUAUAUUACCAUACCCCAAAACAAAGGAAAAUAGAAUUUAAACUAAGGACAAAAUUGAACCACAACAUAUACACCCAAUGGAACGUUUUUGCCUCUUAACAAAACUUCUCUUUUUCUACCCAGUGAAGGUGAAGUGAAUUUUCUAAACCUUUUAGCAACUGACCAUUUCUCACUGCAAACCUCUCGUUGCAGAUGUGGGUAAAUGGGCCGGGGAGAAAUUACGUCAGCUGGGAUCAUUGGUGAAGGGACUGGAUCUAGGUGACAUAGAGAAGCUUAGCAAAGAAGCAUUUGAACAGGCUGUGGGAGACUGGGGACAAUAUUUUGAUGUUGACAUGGAAACGCUGGAAGCCUUGGCAAGGAAAGUGAAAGAAGUAAGAAGUGGAAAUUUACAUUACCUUCGUAGUUUCAGCCUCUAUGGCGGGUAUACGAAUGGGAAUGAAGAAAAUAGCGCGCCGCUUUUUAUCCCUUUCCUCCCAUUGCGAAUGCCUGCCACAAGGGCUAUUUUAGUUAUUGUUCUUUAAAAUCAAUAUAAAAUAUUCUAAACAUAGUUGUCAUUGAAGAAAGCAUGCAUAAAAAUAAAAUUUACGUUGUUUUCUUUUUUUUUGGUAGCACUUAACAAACGGAGACAUCUCGAAUCGAAGAGCAUUGGUCGUGUAGUACUGGGUCUUUCUCCUGAUGACUUGGAAAAAUUGAACCUGGACAACAUUGAUAUCAUUGCUGCGCUGGGAAAAUGGAAUGAAUGGAGUAAAGAUCAGGUGCGAUAUAUCUGCUGUUACGUUUUUCUUGUGCGAAUUUCCUUUUUAAGUAACGCUUAAAGAAGUUUGGUGAAGCCUUCUAUUUACUAAUAGUGUAUAGGCCACUCGUACGGAAUUCUUAUUCUCGAAGUAUUUAAAGCCAAUUGCAUACAACGAAGGGCAGAGACCAAGGCCACGUUUAUAUGGAGAAAAGUUGUCCCGAGUAGAAGAGUCACCCACCCUCCUACACGAGCUAUCCAGCUGGGUUAGCCAACUUUUUAUCAUUUCCUGACAAAAUAUGGCGAACUGUUUACAUGACAAACAAAAAGUUGGCUAUACUAGAGGCGGGUCACCCUUCUAGCCGGACCAACCUUUCUCCAUAGAUACACUUUGGCUCGCCCAACCGAGACAACUCCGUCAAGGCAAGACAACCAGCGCAUGCGUGAGCGCUGUUGGCUCGGGUAAAGGGGUCAACUUUUUUCCUCAUAUGAAUGCACGCUAAAAUGGAGUCGACUCAGCCUCGUUCCCAGUCGUCCUCGGCGAUUUCGGAUGUGACGUCACCUGUCAAGCCUGUCGGGAAAAUUCGCGCUCGGUUCCAAGCCUCCUCUGGUCACUCGGAUAGCGCGAACAGGCCUGGGUACGAGGCUGGACUCGACUGGGUGGGUGACCCUUCAAACCGAGACUGGUUAUCUCCAUAGAAACGGACCCCAAAACACGGUUCCCUUCCAUUCAAUGCAGUUUCCCUAACCUGAUGUACUAGUGGUGUCGGAAAAAAAAAAAUAAAACUUAAAUGUUGUUAUCAUUUCCCAUUUGGCUUGUCCUUCCCAGGAUAUGCUGAGAACAAGUCGUUUUCUUUUUGCCGAUAUACUUAUUUCUCAAUUUUGUUUCCUUCAGCUGGAACGUCUUAAACCGAAAGUUCGGGAAUUCCUGAAGCAGGUGAAGGAUGAUGAUGUAUACAUGAGUCUGGGACAGUUGGCUGUCAGUUUGACCAAGGAGGACAUCGCUAAAAUUCCACAAAAGGCUUUCAGGUACAAUGGUUUUUUAGGAUAAAGAUUCAAAAUUGGAGUCCUUUCCUUUACACUAUUUUAAAUACUUAAGUAGCAGUGCUUCAUUUGCGUCAGUUUCAUUCCAUUAAGUUGUUUUAGGUGAUUUUAAUUGUUAAGGCUCGAUGAGGUUCCAAACUAGGAAAGGUGAAGAUUAUAUAAAGAGGUUGCGUUAAUGGGCGGUUAAUUUAUUUAUUUUCUCACGCUACUGACUGUUUUUAAGGGAGCAAAAACAUCAAUUCAGUAAUAAUGCAUGUUAUGUUUCACAGACUCGCGAUUAAACAUCUGAGUGAAAUCGAUGGCUGGUCGAUGGAGCAGUUAAUAGCGAUUAUUGACAAAGCUAAGAUCGUGUGGUCACAGAGUGCGAAUGACUGGGAUAAGGACCAAGUUAGUGAGCUGGGAAAAGUACUAAGUAAGUUAUUUAUGUGCCUGAUGAUUGAUCUUCAGUUGAGGCCAAUUCCUGCCAAAAAAAUGAAAAAGUAGUUUCCUCUUUGACGUAAGAGUGGAAUUUUAUCUCUGAGUUUUCGUAUUAAGUUUUGCGUGGCUUGCUUUCUUGGUACUAGUUUCCUAUCAUUGCACUAGCAGGCAGGCUUGUCCUACUAUUUUUUGAGGCAGUUGUUUUGAGUCAUCUUUUCAACGUCUUGUUUUUUUUUUUUACACAGAGGCCCUGUCCAUUAGCGAUGUAUCAAAACUAAAAGCUAAAGUUGUCGACGCAAUCCCUCCGGUGGUAUUUGAAGAUAUGAGCGUCUCUCAGCUACAGGUGAGUGUUUUUAUGUGAAGAAAAAGAACAAAGCAUGACUGCAGUCUCUUGCUUGACUUGGUAUUUGAGAUUGUGGGAUGAAUUAAAUAAGUAUUGUUGUAACAUGCUAAAACACGCGGGCAGUCCCCUUAUUUUCCCUACCCAGACUCAGCGCGAGGUCUUUGUUUGGAGAUAAGACCCAUUUACAGAUCAAGAUGGCACCUGAGAGUUGAUCUGCAAUUAACACUCCUUGCAUUGCACAAUCGUCUGUUUUUUAAAAAAGUAGGCCACUGUUAUUGACUGGCAUGACCAUCAGGCUAUAUUAUUGUGUUUCGUCUCUAGGCGUUUUCUGUUGAUCAGUAUAAAGCUAUGUUGACCCCUCAAGUGCAGGCUAUCAGCUCUGCCAAGAGAGACAGCCUCUCAGUAGCGCAACAAGAGGCCAUCAAAAGUGUGAUAGAAAGAGACCCUGAUGAACAAGACCCAUGGGGCCCAGAUGAUGAUGAUGGCGACUCCUCAGGUUCGUUUGCUUUCCACUCCUUUUAUGAAACUUCGCGUUUAUUACAUAAAUUUGAGCCGCUCUAUUGGUACCUGCGGACGUUGUGUUCGUCGCAAAUUAUCCAUAAAAUUGUCGGUUUUCAACAAAAUCGUCACAUAUCAAAAAAUGUUUUCAGGUGGGUUAACGUUACUAACGAGCUCUAACAACCACGACGAAGACGACGGAAACGAAAAAAUAAUAAUUUAAAAAAAUAAAAAGGUUUAAACAAAAACUCUGAACAUGUAGCACACCUCAAGCAGAUUUUUUCUACCGUCAUCGCACGAUUAACAUCAAACUUCGUCGGAAUGGCUUAACAUACAAGGUCGUUGUUUCAUCGUCAGAAAUCCCCAUAGAGACUCAAGAUUCCAACGCUAUCAAUUGAUUAAAAAAAAAAAACACUUCUGAGUAAACCUUAAUUUUAGUUACUCUUUAGCUUAUCACUUUCAAGAUAUUCAGUUUUGAAUUGUUCGUGAUAUCCAGAUAUUCGGCUUCGUGAAGAGGAGGUGAAUUAUCUGGACAAAUUAGCCAUAUCUUUCGUGUACGUGGUGAGUUUAUAGCUCACGAGCCUCGAAACUUCAUUUUGUGCUCAACUUCUUCCCAGGGGUUCGAGUUCGAUUUUGGAUUCCAUCAACAGCGUGGAAUUCGUCCGUUGGCGUGUUUUAACUAAUUGACUUUUCUUGUGUUGGUUUUUGUAGGAAACACAUCGUCUGUCUCUAGUCACGUGACUGUCACGUUCGCUAGCCUGAUGUUAGUUCCAGCUGGAGUUCUGCUUCGUUAAAACUCAGACCCUGAUGAAAUGUUUACUCCGCACUCGUUCAUAUACACCUGGUUAUAUUCAGGUUUUAACUUCACAAAAGGCAGAAGAUUUGGUUCAUUGACUCACACUAAUACUUAUAUUGAUAACUUGGCCCUUUGGUCAGGUUAAAAAAACAGUGGAAAAGAAAAAAAAAAGCAGAGGGUAUUUUGGGAUCAAAAAUAUAUUUUCAACACCAACACAAUAGGGCUUUUUCAAUGAGAAUUAUUUUACGACUAUUUAUGAUUGUACAAAACUCAGUUAGGUACAAUUUUGUAAUAUUUUGAUACAACAAUAGUUCUAUGGCUUCACUAGAGCGACUUUCGUAUGACCUUGAAAAAAAAACGCGCGAACAAUACAAAAACAACAAACGAACAGAAAUAGAGCGAUUUUAUUGGUUUAUCGAACACAUACAAACGCGCGUAGCUUUUUGGUUGAUUAAGCGAACACUCGGGUGAAAAAACUUCAUGCCCGAGAACUUUCUAGAAACCAACCCAUACUUUGCUUUGACGUCAUACUGCAACACGAUUGGCCAAUCGAACAAUGCCUACUCCAUAUUAGGGUUUUCUUUGGCGGGAAAACGAAGAGGCCAUGUUUUGAUCUUUUCAUCCAUUGGCUGAUAAAACAAAUAACGAACACUCACCGAAACCAUUUUUCAAGGUCAUACGAAAACCGCUCUAUUGUAAGCACAAAGUUAUUAGGGAAUGUGUUGCAAAUGCAGUGUGUUCAAGAAUAAAUAAAUAG
Molecule: messenger RNA, 17393 nt
Organism: Porites evermanni
Lineage: Eukaryota; Metazoa; Cnidaria; Anthozoa; Scleractinia; Poritidae
Source: the annotation of a GenBank genome assembly